Messenger RNA from Fusarium oxysporum Fo47, 1317 nucleotides. Its product is annotated as LYR motif-containing protein. Lineage: Eukaryota; Fungi; Ascomycota; Sordariomycetes; Hypocreales; Nectriaceae. The record is from RefSeq and is a predicted model, not a curated record. The coding region runs from base 1 to 1317 and encodes 438 amino acids. The transcript has a single exon.
AUGCCUCGUCCUCAUUCCACAAUUCCCGCCCAUCUACCUCCUCUUCACCUUUAUCGACACAUCCUUCGCGAAACAUCGUAUCUCCCUCCAGCAAUACGUCCAGAGGUUACGCACCGUAUUCGCACACGAUUUCGAAGUCAUCGAAAAUAUGAUCAUCUCCAAAACAAGCACCGCGCCGCUGCGGCCAAUCUUCUGCGCAGAUUAAGAGCAGCAAACAGUGGCAAGCAAUCAAGCAUGGCAGACUUGAUGAUGGACGCAUUUGGCAGAACAGGGGCUCGAAGGCGAAGCCUACUUUCGGACUAUAUACAACCCGAACCUCCCAGCAACUCGGAUGAUUUGGAAGCCUUGAUCCAAAGAGUUGAAGCGGAUGAAAAGCCUCCAGAGACGGCCAAGCCUAAAGGAACUGAGUUACAAAAUCAGUCCUCUCCACCUAAACCAGCCGAAACAGCGAUAGAAAGUCAAACCUCUACGAAUUCUCCAGAGGACACGAACGAAACACCGGGCAAUGUAGAAGAAACAAAAUCAAAGGCAAAUCUAGUAAGAAAAGGACCAAACCCUCUUCAGCCAGCAUUCUAUGAGAAGUGGAACACCGAGAAGCUCCGAAAGCUCCUCCGCAGUCAGAGGGAUGUACAGCGAACAUCAAGACUAUCUUGGCCUAAAACCGAUAUCAAGAGUCUUAAUCCCGAUCAUGCGGUCCCUCGUCAAACCAUAUGGGGAAAACCACCACCACCAAAUAUCUAUCAAGCCAAGCGAGCAAGCUUCUGGAAGCGCAUUUCAGGCAAAGCGAUGCCACCACUUGGAAAAGAUGAGUGGGACCUUCUAGGCCGGCUCAGCAGCGGCGCUCAACAGGAAGAUCAGUGGAAGGUCCCGGAAAGACGACCUGCUGCGAAGCCCUCACGUGGUGCUACUACUAAAUCUGAUGCCUGGGAUUGGGAGGGAUAUGCUUCUCGGCCAGCCUCCCAGGUUGAGCGUCAGAGUCCGCUAUCCGUUUAUGCUUUGGUUGGACGGGAUACGGAAAAGCAUCCAUAUCAGCCAAGAUUCGACCAUCAGGAAUUUUCGCCCAGAUGGUUUAAGCGCGCUUAUCAACGAGUCUGGCAGUUCACCCCCAAGAUGGAUCCAAAUUCAAAGCCAGACAGGCCCAAGUUCAUAUGGGGUGCUUUGACAAAUCCCGCGGUCCCUCCUACAAAAGCGCAACUCACUAUUUUCGAGGGCGUCGAUAGCAAGGGUAAAAAGCCAAAGCCGUCCUCCCAGAUUCAACGGGCGCCAAACUCACGAUCAAGGACAGCGGCCAACCCUCUUAGAACGCGGAAAUCAUAG